AUGUCUGUCUCCAAGUACAGCUCAGACGUAGGUGUGGGGAUGGAUUCCGACAGGAAAAGCGAAGAUAACGGCAAGAGCCUCGCAUUGACCCAGACGCACGGGAGUGUGCACGUGGGCAAUGUUGUCAACUCCGAUCCGGACCAGCUCAAGCGACACCUGGGGAACCGACAGAUUCAGUUGAUUGCCAUUGGUGGCUCCAUCGGAACGGCAACCUUUGUCAGCAUCUCGACCGGUCUCGCUGCCGGAGGCCCUGGCAGCCUCUUCCUCGCCUAUACUUUCUAUGCCUGUGUGAUGGGUCUCGUAAACAACUGCAUGGCUGAGAUGGCCAGUUUCCAGCCAGUCACCGGAGCCUUCAUCCGGAUGGCCGGCAAGUGGGUUGACGAGUCCUUUGGGUUUCUGGCCGGCUGGAACUUCUACAUCUACGAAGCCAUUCUGAUCCCUUUCGAACUCUCGGCCUUGACCUUGGUCCUGUCCUUCUGGCGUGAUGACAUACCGGUGGCUGCUGUGAUUUCCGUCGGAAUCGUGCUAUAUUUCUUGAUAAAUGUCUUCGCGGUUGAGUGGUAUGGGGAGUGCGAAUUCUGGCUGGCAACCGGCAAAAUCUCCUUGCUUGCUAUCCUCUUCUGCUUCACCUUUGUCACCAUGGUCGGCGGCAAUCCGAAGCACGAUGCAUAUGGCUUCAGAUACUGGCAAAACCCUGGCGCAUUUGCCGAGCACAUCACGACUGGUGACCUGGGCCGUUUUCAAGGCUUCUUGGGUUCCUUGUGGAGCGCCGUUUUCACAAUUGUGGGACCCGAAUAUGUCGCCAUGGUGGCUGGUGAAACCAAGCUGCCCCGACGACACCUCAAGGCCGCCUUCAAGACGGCGUAUAUCCGCUUCGGACUAUUCUUCAUUGGCAGUGCCUUGUGUGUGGGAAUUGUGGUCGCGUACAACGACAAGACUCUGGUCUCCAUUCUCUCCGGUGAAGGCUCAGGUACUGGAACUGCUGCCGCGUCGCCGUACGUUAUCGCGAUGAACAACCUUGGCAUUGGCGUUCUGCCUCACAUCACCAACGCGCUGCUGGUGACCAGCAUUUUCUCGGCUGGAAACGCUUACACCUACUGCGGCGCCCGGAGUCUUUACGGGCUCGCCCUUGACGGACAAGCACCCAAGUUUCUCCGCAAGUGCACCAAGUCUGGUGCACCUGUCUACGCACUGGGCGUCACCAUGAUCUUCCCCUGCCUUGCAUUCCUCAACCUGUCUAGCAGUACCUCCCAGGUGCUGAGCUGGUUCGUCAACCUCGUCACAGGCGCACAGGUCAUCAACUACAUCACAAUCUGUACGACGUACCUGUUCUUCUACAGGGCCUGCCGCGUGCAAGGGCUCGAUCGGUCACGUCUUCCCUACUAUGGGAGAUUCCAGCCUUACUGCGGAUGGAUUGGACUGGUCAUCAUGACUACCAUUGUGUGCGUGUAUGGCUACAGCGUGUUUCUCCCCGGCCGCUGGGACAUCAAAAACUUCUUCACCUACUACUUGAUGGUUCUCGUCGCACCUGCCCUCUACUUUGGGUGGAAGUUGACGCACCGCACCAAGAUCAUCAAGCCCGAAGAGGCAGAUCUCGUCUGGGUUGCGCCAGCCAUCGACGCGUAUGAGGCCAGCUACGAGGAAGAUGCUCCUGGCUUUUGGGUUGAGAUUGCACAGAUUUUCGGUUUCUACAAGAAGCCUAAGAACAAAGAGCAAGCCUAG
Molecule: messenger RNA, 1722 nt
Organism: Diaporthe citri
Lineage: Eukaryota; Fungi; Ascomycota; Sordariomycetes; Diaporthales; Diaporthaceae
Exons: 2
Coding region: 1-1722 (573 amino acids)
Biological process (GO): amino acid transmembrane transport
Cellular component (GO): membrane
Molecular function (GO): amino acid transmembrane transporter activity
Source: RefSeq, a predicted model, not a curated record